Alexandromys fortis (reed vole) is the source of this 1199-nucleotide messenger RNA. It is a transcript of the gene Rnf186, whose product is annotated as ring finger protein 186. Gene Ontology annotation, cellular component: endoplasmic reticulum membrane. Gene Ontology annotation, biological process: protein localization to mitochondrion; intrinsic apoptotic signaling pathway in response to endoplasmic reticulum stress; proteasome-mediated ubiquitin-dependent protein catabolic process. Gene Ontology annotation, molecular function: ubiquitin protein ligase activity. Lineage: Eukaryota; Metazoa; Chordata; Mammalia; Rodentia; Cricetidae. The record is from RefSeq and is a predicted model, not a curated record. The coding region runs from base 14 to 856 and encodes 280 amino acids. The transcript has a single exon.
CCAAAAGAGAAAGAUGCCAGACAGCUGCUGUCAGCAGGUACCCGGACAGAGCAGAGAGGAGGCUGGAAGCGUCUCGACAGGGCCAGAACCCAUGCAAGUUCCGGCAGCACCGGUGGUCCCUCCUCGCGGGUGCCCCUAUGCGGAACAGCCUCAUUGCAGCAACUUGGUACCCAGAAUGUCUUGCACCAAGGCCCCUUCGCCUAUCCCAGCGGGUACCACCACCACAACCACCGCCAUCGCCUUGGGACCCACUGGGCAUCUCAGUAUCUCUACGGAGGAUGACCUGGAAUGCUUGGUGUGCCGAGAACCCUACAACUGUGCCCGGUCCCCCAAGCUGCUCAGCUGUCAGCACGCCUUCUGCGCUGUGUGCCUGAAGCUUCUGUUAUUUGUGGAAGAAGACACCUGGUCCAUCCCCUGUCCACUGUGCCGAAAGGUCACUGCCGUCCCAGGAGGCCUAAUCUGCAGCCUGCGAGACCAAGAGGUGAUGGUGGGGCGGCUGGCCCGCUCAUGCCCGGAGGUACGCCUGUGUCCCCAGAGACUAGUUGGUUCUGCCACUCCAGCUGCUCGGCCAGCCAACUGGACGGGAGAAGAUGAACAGGACGUAGUAAGUGUCAAUCGUGUAGCUGCCCGGCGCCUAGCUGUACACCUGUUCUUGUUGGCUCUUCUCAUUGUCCUAAUCCUGCCUUUCAUCUAUCCGGGCGUCAUCCGGUGGGUGCUGGCCGUUAUCAUCGCCCUGGCGCUACUGAUAGCCACCCUACUCUGCUGUUACCCCUACAGCCGGAGCAGCAACUGGCCUUGCUCCAGGACUCUGCUCUGCAGAGAGCAAAAGCAAGCCCAGAUCACUUCUAUUGCCUGAGAGACCUGGAUCACUACAGGCCCAGCACUGCCACGGCUCCCCUUCCCCAGAUCUCAUAACCCACGGAGGAAAAGGACUAGGAGCCUCCCUUUGAAAUCACAUGCGAACUGGACUUGUACUGGCUGUGUUGGAUCAAGGACUCGGGGCUGGGACAAUGGGCUUGCACCUGUCUGCCUUGUGUAGCAUAGCCAAACUUUUAGGGGAAAAGGGAGGAGACACAUUCCCUUAAUGAGUGACUUUCAAGGGUGGUGGGGUCCCUACCCCUCUUCCUGAGCUCCUGGGUUUUGUAUAUAUCACUAUGUGCACAUAUUGGGAUGUUGACCUUACUACAAAGCAAAUAGAA